Racocetra persica is the source of this 151-nucleotide messenger RNA. The record is from the annotation of a GenBank genome assembly. NCBI's taxonomy places the organism in Eukaryota, Fungi, Glomeromycota, Glomeromycetes, Diversisporales, Gigasporaceae.
AUGAAUAACGAAGAAAUGAAUAAUAACAACCUAACACUUGAAGAUGCCAUAAAAUAUGUUAUUAUACACGUUUGUACUCAGAUGAAUCUUAACGAGAAUGAGAGUGAAGAUAUCAUCCGGCAUAUUUCAAAUGGUCUCUCAAACCAAGAAC